Messenger RNA from Bathycoccus prasinos, 981 nucleotides. RefSeq lists its product with no specific name. The record is from RefSeq and is a predicted model, not a curated record. Gene Ontology annotation, molecular function: UDP-glucuronate decarboxylase activity; NAD+ binding. Gene Ontology annotation, biological process: D-xylose metabolic process. NCBI's taxonomy places the organism in Eukaryota, Viridiplantae, Chlorophyta, Mamiellophyceae, Mamiellales, Bathycoccaceae. Gene Ontology annotation, cellular component: cytoplasm. The transcript has 3 exons. Bases 1 to 981 code for a protein of 326 amino acids.
AUGGACGAGAACGGAAAUACCAUCAUCAAAACGAAACCAAGAACUGGAGCGAGACGCGUUCUCGUUACCGGUGGCGCUGGAUUUGUCGGGUCGCACUUGUGCGAUGCCUUGGUCGCGAGAGGCGAUUACGUCAUAUGUUUAGAUUCCCUCUUUACUGGAUCCAAAGACAACAUCAAGCACCACUUUGGGAAGGAAAACUUUGAGUUUAUUCGCCACGACGUCGUCGAACCGAUCUUGCUCGAAGUCGACGAGGUGUAUCACUUGGCGUGCCCAGCUUCUCCGAUUCACUACAAGUUCAACCCGGUGAAAACGAUUAAAACGUCCGUCAUUGGUACCAUGAACAUGUUGGGUUUAGCGAAGCGCACCAAGGCUAAGUUUUUGUUGACGUCCACGUCCGAGGUGUACGGUGACCCGUUGCAACAUCCGCAAACGGAGACGUACUGGGGUAACGUGAACCCGAUUGGUGAACGUUCGUGCUACGAUGAAGGUAAGAGAUGCGCGGAAACGUUGGCGUUUGAUUACUACCGCGAACACAGAGUGCCAAUUCGCGUGGCGAGAAUCUUCAACACGUACGGUCCGAGAAUGGCUUUGGACGACGGUCGCGUCGUUUCCAACUUUGUUUCGCAAGCGUUGACUGGAACUCCGAUGACGGUGUACGGCGAUGGUCAGCAAACGAGAUCGUUCCAAUACGUUUCCGAUUUAGUCGCUGGUUUAAUGGCUCUCAUGGAUGGUGACGAUACCGGUCCAAUCAACUUGGGUAAUCCGGGUGAGUUUACCAUGUUGGAACUCGCCGAAAAAGUGAAGGAAGUCGUCAACCCGAAAGCCGAAAUCGUCUUCAAGGAAAACACGCAAGACGAUCCGUCGAGAAGAAAACCAGACAUUUCCAAGGCGAUGAAGGUAUUGGGUUGGGAGCCAAAAAUUAAAUUAGAGGAUGGUUUAUUGCACAUGAUUGGCGACUUCAAGACUCGCUUGGGAGUAUAA